Trypanosoma cruzi is the source of this 983-nucleotide messenger RNA. RefSeq names its product glycyl-tRNA synthetase, putative. The annotation marks the transcript as partial. The transcript has a single exon. Lineage: Eukaryota; Euglenozoa; Kinetoplastea; Trypanosomatida; Trypanosomatidae. Gene Ontology annotation, molecular function: ATP binding; glycine-tRNA ligase activity. Gene Ontology annotation, cellular component: cytoplasm; mitochondrion. The record is from RefSeq and is a predicted model, not a curated record. Gene Ontology annotation, biological process: mitochondrial glycyl-tRNA aminoacylation.
AUGCGCACGGCACUCCCGUCGAAGCUCGAGAAUUUGGUGCGGGCGGAGUUUGAGGACACAUGCCGCCGCCGCUUUUUUUUCGGUCUGGCCUUUGACCCGUACGGCGGGUCGGCGGGGCUGUACGACCUGGGCCCGCCGCUCUGCGCCAUGAAGGCCAACCUCCUGUCGUACUGGCGGCAGCACUUUGUGCUGGAGGAGAACAUGUGUGAGGUGGACACGACGUCCCUGACGCCGGAGGAGGUGUUCAAGGCAUCCGGCCAUGUGGUGCGGUUCAACGACGUCAUGGUGCGGGACACCGUCACAGGCGAGUGCAUCCGCGCCGACAAGCUGCUCGAGGAGUACAGUGAGACGCGGCUCAAGGACGCCACCCUGCCAAUAGAAACGAAGCAGGAGAUGCAGACGCUCCGUAACAGGGCGGCCGGGAUGACGCCGGCGGAGAUGAAGGCGGUGAUUGAACACCACCAGGUCAAUUCGCCCAAAGGCAACGCACUCAGCGAGCCGUUUCCGUUCAAUCUCAUGUUCUCCACGAGUAUUGGACCGGAGGGAGACCGUGUUGGGUACAUGCGCCCUGAACUUGCGCAGGGGAUCAUACUGAACUUUAAGAGACUACUCGAUUCAGGCAAUGCGCAGCGCAUGCCGUUUGCAGGGGCGUGCAUCGGCACCGCCUUCCGAAACGAAAUUGCGCCACGCGCAAACCUUAUCCGCGUCCGUGAGUUUACGCUGGCGGAGAUUGAGCACUUUGUCAACCCCAACGACAAGAGCCAUGAAAAGUUUGAGAGCGUCAGGGGCACGGAGUUCUGGGCAUGGCCACGGGAACUACAGGACGCCAAUGCAGACCCUGUUCUUAUGACCGUUGGGGAUGCCGUUGCUAAAAAGAUCAUUGACAAUGAGACGCUCGGCUACUUCAUUGCCCGCACGGUUCUUUUUCUUGAGGCCGUCGGUUUGCGUUUUCUCCGCUUCCGCAACACCAGCGUGAUGAGAUG